GGAAGAAAUGGCACAGACUAUUGUUCCUAGCUAUGGAACAACGCCAGACCAGCAAAAACUUCAUACUUCAGAGUGGGCAGAGUUUGAUCAAAAACCUGACUCCUUGUUCUUUAACGACGGCCAGCGAAGAAUUGACUUUGUUUUGGUGUAUGAAGAUGAGAGCAAAAAUGAGAAUCGCAAGAUGAGUGUGAAUAAAAAGCAAAUGAGGAAGAGGCAAGCAUAUGAGUCUAAUCUGAUAAGCAAUGGCUUGCAACUUGAAGCAACAAGAUCAGUCUUAGAUGAAAAGCUUAUUUUUGUAAAAGUGCACGCACCUUGGGAAGUGCUAUGCACAUAUGCCGAAGUUAUGCACAUCAAAUUGCCUCUGAAGCCCAAUGACCUGAAAACCCGAGAUUCAGCUUUCAACUGGUUUAGUAGACUCCUCCGAGUGGAUGAAAAUAUCAUCAAACCAGAGCAAGAGUUUUUCACUGCCCCAUUUGAAAAGGCUCGUAUGUCUGAUUUUUAUAUUCAAGACAAAGACAUCUUCUUCAACCCUGCAACCAGAAGCCGAAUUGUUCAUUUUAUUCUUUCCCGUGUGGAAUAUGCAGUAAAAGACAAUGUGAAAAAGUUUGGUAUUAACAAACUCCUGGACUCGGGGAUCUACAAGGCAGCAUUUCCUCUUCACGAUUCUAGAUUCAAUCGCCGGUUAGAGGACCCCAACUGCCCUAGUGAACGGUAUCUUCUUUACAAGGAAUGGGCUCACCCUCGAAGUUUUUACAAACUGCAGCCAUUGGAUCUUGUCAGGAAAUAUUAUGGAGAGAAAAUUGGAAUAUAUUUUGCUUGGCUUGGUUUUUACACUCACAUGCUGGUCAUGGCAGCAGUAGUAGGACUUGCCUGUUUUUUGUAUGGCUACGUAACAAAGGACAACUGCACAUGGAGCCAAGAAGUGUGUGAUCCCAACAUCGGCGGCAACAUCAUAAUGUGCCCGCAGUGUGAUCAUGAAUGUACAUACUGGAACCUCACUAUCACCUGUGAAUCCUCUAAGAAACUGUGUAUAUUCGAUAGCUUCGGAACACUAGUAUUUGCAGUAUUUAUGGGAAUAUGGGUUACUUUGUUUCUGGAGUUUUGGAAGCGACGUCAGGCUGAACUGGAAUAUGAAUGGGACACUGUUGAAUUUUUAGAGCAGGAAGAAUAUAUACGUCCAGAAUACGAAGCACGAUGCACUCAUGUAGUAACAAAUGAAAUCACACAGCAAGAAGAACACGUGCCAUACACUGCCUGUGGAAAGUGUGUACGGAUGACCUUCGGUAUAAGUGCAGUCUUAUUCUGGCUGCCACGGCACAUUAAUGGAACAGAAGCAAUUCAGAAGUACCUGACUCCCCAGGCAGCCACUUCAGUAACUGCUUCAAUCAUCAGUUUUAUAAUCAUCAUGAUUCUGAACAUCAUCUAUGAAAAAGUGGCAAUCAUGAUUACUGACUUUGAACUACCAAGGACGCAGACUGAUUAUGAAAACAGUCUGACCAUGAAGAUGUUCUUAUUCCAGUUUGUCAACUAUUAUUCUUCAUGUUUCUACAUUGCAUUCUUUAAGGGUAAAUUUGUAGGAUACCCUGGGGACCCAGUUUAUUGGUUAGGAAAAUACAGAAAUGAAGAGUGUGAUCCUGGUGGCUGUCUCCUUGAACUUACAACGCAGCUAACAAUAAUAAUGGGAGGUAAAGCAAUUUGGAAUAACAUUCAAGAAGUUCUUCUUCCCUGGGUUAAGAAUCUAAUUGGAAGAUGUCGCUCAGCUGCCAGAUCAGAAAAGACUAUUCCCCGCUGGGAGCAGGACUACCAUCUGCAACCCGUUGGAAAACUUGGAUUGUUUUAUGAGUAUCUGGAAAUGGUUAUACAGUUUGGAUUUGUCACUUUAUUUGUGGCAUCAUUCCCGCUGGCUCCUCUUCUGGCUCUUGUUAAUAAUUUGUUGGAAAUACGAGUUGACGCCUGGAAGAUUACAACCCAGUUCAGACGCAUGGUGCCACAGAAAGCACAAGAUAUAGGAGCAUGGCAGCCAAUCAUGCAAGGAGUAGCAAUUCUGGCUGUGGUGACCAAUGCAAUGAUAAUUGCAUUUACAUCUGACAUGAUUCCUCGUUUGGUUUAUUACUGGUCCUUUUCAGUCCCUCCCUAUGGGGAUCACAGCAAUUACACCAUGAAGGGGUAUAUCAACAAUACGCUUUCUGUCUUCAAUAUAGCGGACUUCAAAAAUGGAAGCAAACCAGUUUCACUUCCUUGGCUUGGCAACCAAACAACGUGCAGAUAUCGUGAUUUCCGAUACCCUCCUGGGCACCAACAUCAGUAUGAACACAACAUAUAUUACUGGCAUGUGAUUGCAGCCAAGUUGUCUUUCAUCAUUGUCAUGGAGCAUGUCAUAUACUGUGUGAAGUUUAUUGUUUCAUACGUAAUUCCGGAUGUAUCACAAAAGACGAAGAGCAAGAUCAAACGAGAGAAAUACUUAACACAGACACUCCUGCAUGAGAAUCAUCUCAAAGUUAUGAAAAAAAAUAUGGGGAAAAUAGCUGACAGAAUCUGGAAAGGAGAAGAUGGCACUUUCCGACCUAAAUUUGACUAAGAAUUUUACACACAGACAGUACUUAACCGGCUCAGUACAGGUUACUAAUGGUUAAUCAAAAUGUUACUAAUGGCUAAUCAAAAGUUGGGGAUUAACUCCCUUUAGCAAAUAGUGUCUUGUAACUCUUGGCUAUGUCUGGAACAUCAUUGGCUAUAGAGGCAAGGACUGGAAAAUAGAAAACCUUGAGAUCCAGUAUAACCUGGAAAAACUUAAAUGACGAAUUUAAUAGUUUUAGCCGGACAGAAAAUAAGUCAUCUGGUUUUCUCUAAACUGUUGCCUUGUAAGAAGGGGCAGAUUCAUUCUGAAAUGCAGCACAGUGCCUUCCACUUCAUUCAGCCAUUGGUUAUUACAUCUGCUGUUCAAUUUGCACAAAACCUCAGAAACCAAAUCAUUUGUAUUAAAAACAACACAGCUGCCAUUAGGGUGACCAGGUGUCCCAAUUUUAUA
Molecule: messenger RNA, 3025 nt
Organism: Chelonoidis abingdonii (Abingdon island giant tortoise)
Lineage: Eukaryota; Metazoa; Chordata; Testudines; Testudinidae
Source: RefSeq, a predicted model, not a curated record